AUGGCUCAGAACAACUCCAAUGCGGUGAUUCCGCUCCUCAUCAACAAUGAGUCCGUUGUGACCGACGUCAAGUUCGAGGUCCACGCCCCCGCCACGGGCGAGCUGUCGAGCUACUGUGCUGGUGCCUCGGUCGACGAUGCGGUUCACGCCAUUGAAUCCGCAAAGGCAGCCUUCCCCGCUUGGAGCAAGACCAAGGCAUAUGACCGCCGCGAUAUUCUGUUCAAGGCUGCUGAGGUCAUGAUUGCGCGCAAGGAGGAGCUGAUCGCGUACCAGCAAGAGGAGACUGGUGCGGGGCGGCCCUUUUCCGAAACAACCUUCGAAUUGGGUGUCAGCUUCAUCAAGGACUUUGCGGCGCGUAUUUCCACGAUCGAAGGUGUCGUGCCCAACGUGACCGUGGAUGGAGAGGGCGCGAUGGUCUAUAAGGAGCCGUACGGUGUGAUCUUGUCAAUUGCGCCCUGGAACGCUCCCUUCAUCCUGGGCAUGCGCGCAGUCGCUCUGCCCCUCGCUGCCGGUAACACUGUCGUCCUGAAGGGCUCUGAGCUCUCCCCCAAGUGCUUCUGGGCCCUCGGGGAUAUCUUCCGCCAGGCGGGUCUUCCUGCCGGAUGCUUGAACGUGGUGUUCCACCAGACUUCCGAUGCCGCGGCUGUUACCACCGCUCUGAUUGCCCACCCUGCCGUUCGCAAGGUCAACUUCACCGGUAGCACCAAUGUUGGUUCCAUUAUUGCCUCGACUGCCGGCAAGUACAUCAAGCCCGUUCUUUUGGAGCUGGGCGGAAAGGCUUCCGCGAUUGUUUUGGACGACGCAGACCUCGAUAAGGCGGCCCUGAGCUGUGCGCUUGGAUCGUUCCUGCACUCGGGACAAAUUUGCAUGUCCACCGAGCGCAUCGUCGUGCAACGUGCUAUCGCCGACCAAUUCCGCCAGAAGCUCGUCGCAAAUGCCGAGCAGCUCUUUGGCAAGGAUGCUCCGGCUCAGAGCCUCGUCAACGCCGCCGCCGUCACCAAGAACAAGAAGCUCGUUUCGGAUGCCGUCUCUCGCGGCGCUAAUGUCCUCUUCGGAGAUGCCAGUGCCAAUGAGUCCGUCAACACAUGCAUGCGCCCUAUCAUCGUCGACGGAGUUACCAAGGAGAUGGACCUGUAUGCGACCGAGUCUUUCGGCCCAACCGUGUCCUUGAUUGUGGUUGAUACCGAGGAUGAAGCCAUUGCUGUGGCCAAUGACACCGAGUACGGCCUGACCGGGGCCGUAUUCACUCAAAAUUUGUUCCGCGGUCUUCGUGUCGCCAAGCAGAUUGAGUCUGGUGCCGUUCACAUUAACUCCCUAACUGUUCACGAUGAGCCUGGCCUGCCCCACGGUGGUUGGAAGAGCAGCGGUUUCGGCCGCUUCGGCGGUGCCACUGGUUACGAUGAGUUCCUGCAAACCAAGACUGUCACCUGGAUGGAAUAA
This is a messenger RNA of Penicillium daleae, 1440 nucleotides long. Its product is annotated as aldehyde dehydrogenase. The record is from RefSeq and is a predicted model, not a curated record. Gene Ontology annotation, molecular function: succinate-semialdehyde dehydrogenase (NAD+) activity. The transcript has 4 exons. Bases 1 to 1440 code for a protein of 479 amino acids. Lineage: Eukaryota; Fungi; Ascomycota; Eurotiomycetes; Eurotiales; Aspergillaceae.